AAGUGCCACGGCGGCCCUCUGCAGCCCGGCGCGUGCUUCCUCCCGGCCCCAGUAGGCGGAGGCUCCUCAUUCUCCCCUCAUAUUGCACUUCCGCUUCCGUUGCUAGGACGGGGGGGGGGGGGAAGAGGCGAGUGGGAGACAGUGAUGGCAGUGGCGCGGUUUGCGGCUUCGUAUGGGCGUGCUUUGAGCGGAGCCGGGAGAGCCUCUCUGUUGUGGUCUACAGCCCGAAAAAGUUCAAGGAGUGCUUCAGUACAGCAAGGGCUCCUUCCAAAAACAUCCUUAACUUCACCCCCAUGGCCUGAAAUCAAACUGCCAGAUCCAGCAGAAGAGGUAAAGCACCAUAAUGACCUUCUACAGAAAGUGAAUGAACUGAUUGCUAACCAACAAUAUGGAAGGCUGUUUGCAGUUGUCCAUUUUGCCAGUAGACAAUGGAAAGUAACCAGUGAAGACUUAAUUUUAAUUGAAGGUCACAUACCAGCUGAAUGUGGAGACAGAAUCCGAAUGGAGAAGGUAUUGCUGGUUGGUGCAGAAGACUUCACUCUGCUUGGGAGGCCACUUCUGAGGAAGGACCUUGUCUGUGUGGAAGCUACUGUUAUUGAAAAGACAGAAUCUUGGCCAAAAAUUAACAUGAGGUUUCGUCGAAAAUGCCAUUUCCAGAGGAAGAGAAUUAUGAUUCAGCCACAGACAAUCCUGAGGAUAAACACCAUUGAAAUUGCUCCCAUUCUGUCAUGAUAAAUCUUGGUUUGUUCAUUAGAGCUUUAGGGCAAUAUGAAAAAGAAAAAUGUUUCCGUUGCAUUCUGUCAUUGCCUCUACUAGAAAUGUAUUAGUAAAUAAAAUUCCUGUCCUACCAUUA
This is a messenger RNA of Heteronotia binoei (common prickly gecko), 853 nucleotides long. Its product is annotated as large ribosomal subunit protein bL21m-like. Gene Ontology annotation, cellular component: ribosome; mitochondrial large ribosomal subunit. Bases 145 to 732 code for a protein of 195 amino acids. Lineage: Eukaryota; Metazoa; Chordata; Lepidosauria; Squamata; Gekkonidae. The record is from RefSeq and is a predicted model, not a curated record. Gene Ontology annotation, molecular function: structural constituent of ribosome. The transcript is spliced from 7 exons.